AUGUCAUUGCCAGUUAAGUGUGAAAUAAUAUCCAAAAAUACCACAGAUGAAGCAUUUUCUAAUGAUGAAACAAAUGAAGAUGAAAUGUUAAUUGAACCAGCCACUAAAAUAGCAUCCUUCCCUGUGCGAAAAGAAGAAACUACAGUUGCAAAACGUUUAGAAAUUCUUCAAAAGCUGGAAGAAGGCAUGACAAUUGAUAAAGUUGCUAGUGAAUAUGGUCUUCAUAGAAGGACUAUACAAAGAUACAGAAAAAAUGUAGAAUCAAUUAAGGAAUUUUCAAAAAAUCCGAGAACCUUGGCUAUGAAAAGAAAUCGUUUAUCUGUACAUGAAGAUAUAAAUCUUCUAUUACACAAAUGGAUUUUGAAAAGACAAACGAAAGGAGACAUCUUCAAUGACAGUCUUUUACAAGAGAAAGCAAAAGAACUGCAUGAAAAAUUUGGUAGUUCAUCAAGUUUUACAGCAAGUCGAGGUUGGCUAUGGCGUUUUAAAAAACGAUAUAACUUAAGCAGAUCGAGCAUUCAUGAAGAACAAGCUAACACAGAUGAAUUAUCUGCAGAAAAAUUGGCAAAAAUAUUAAGUGAGGAAAAUAUUGAUAAAAACAGUAUAUACAAUAUACAGGAGAAAACAUUAAUGUGGAGAAGUCUACCUCAAACAAGAUUGUUGCAUGAUGAAGAACCAAUGCAAAAUGAAAGACUAAAAAAAGAUUACGUGACUGUAGCAUUUUGUGCUAAUGCUACUGGCACGCACAAGUUGCCACCCCUUUUUAUUAAUAAAUAUGCCAGCCCACAAGCUUUAAAACAUUGUAGUCACUCUUUGCCAGUAGUAUAUAUGAGUCAAAAUAAUGGUUGUAUUGAUGAAGUUAUUUUUAAUAAUUGGUACAUCAAUCAUUUUAAGCCCAGUGUGAGACAGUACCAACAAGAAAAACAUUGUACAGAACAAGUAUUGUUACUUGUUGAUAAUUUUAAGGGAGAUCUAUUUUUUAGAAAACCACAAGAAGAUUCCUACUUUAAAUUAAUGAUUUUACCAUCUGACACAUGCUUGUUUAAUGAACCAAUGGAUGAAAGUAUAAUUGCAAAAUGUAACAAAUUGUUUCGGCAGAAAUUACUUCGCCGAGUACUUCAAUAUAGCGGUAGAAUUAAAGAAUUUUAUGCUCAUUACGACAUAAAAGAUUGUAUUGAUUUAGUUAGUGAAGCAUGGAACGAAAUAACAAUGGCGGAUAUUAAACAUUCUUGGCGAAAACUUUUAGAUCAGCAAAAUUUUGAAACUAUUAUUAUUAAAGAGGAACAAGAAGAAUUGGAAGACAAUAUUACUUCUGAAGAAAUACUUGAAUGGAUUUCAAAAUGUGAAAAAGAAGAAUUGACUAUUAAAGAAAUGGUGUCAAGAAGAGAAACUGAUAUAGAUUAUCAUUGUCCAAUAGAAAAAGAAGAGAUCGAUCGUAUGUUUCAUAAUUUGGAAGUCUGGUCUGAAACUCAACCUGAUUUUAUUCAAUUAUAUGCAAAAGUUUUAAUAUGUUAUCAUAAACAACAAUAA
Habropoda laboriosa is the source of this 1530-nucleotide messenger RNA. RefSeq names its product jerky protein homolog-like. NCBI's taxonomy places the organism in Eukaryota, Metazoa, Arthropoda, Insecta, Hymenoptera, Apidae. The record is from RefSeq and is a predicted model, not a curated record. Gene Ontology annotation, molecular function: DNA binding. The coding region runs from base 1 to 1530 and encodes 509 amino acids. The transcript has a single exon. Gene Ontology annotation, cellular component: nucleus.